Messenger RNA from Mucor velutinosus, 966 nucleotides. RefSeq names its product Phospholipase D. Bases 1 to 966 code for a protein of 321 amino acids. Lineage: Eukaryota; Fungi; Mucoromycota; Mucoromycetes; Mucorales; Mucoraceae. The transcript has a single exon. The record is from RefSeq and is a predicted model, not a curated record.
AUGCCAGGUUCGCCGAUCCCGCCGAAUCUAAACUCUGCUCCACCGAGUUCUACCGGUGCAGCACAAUCCAUCGAGGCACCAUCCUCCGAUUGGACCUCCACUAUGAUCACCACCUCUGGAUCUGCCUCAGCUUCUACCAAUGCAUCCACCUCCACCUCCAAUAAGCGCCGCCGCGAUUCAAUGCAGCAAGACAUUGCCGGCCGUGAUUAUUACAAUAACUUGAAGCAAUCAGAGUUGAUUGAUCUGGUAGUCAAGCUCCAAGAACAGAAUCUGAUUCUCACCCGUUUACUGGAACGAUCCACCCUCACUGCUGCUACCAAUAAUACCUCUGCUGCCUCAGCCACUCGUCUGAAUCUUACUCCAAAUGUCAGCUUCACACGUACCAAAUCUGGAUCUGCUGCAUCUCGUUAUGCAUCGGAAAAGGAUUUCCCAACCUUGAAUUCAGGUACCAAAAAGGGAUCUGCCAAUGCCAAGCCUACUGCCAACACUGCCACCACUGCCACCACUACUGCCAACUCCAAGAAGAGCUCUGGUUCUAACAAGAAAACUUCCAAGAAGUCUUCUUCUAAAGCCAAAGUCCCCUCUGAUGCUGCUGAAGCCAAGAAAUGGGCUUUACGUCUAUUUUCUACUCCUACUGCUGCUGACACAACGGAUGGUGAUGAUAUGCAAAUGUCUUCCUCCUCUAAUACUGCCACUUCAACUCUGCCUCCUCCUGGUUAUACUUGUGUCUACCUUCCUUGUAGCCACAAAACCAAGCACGCCAAUCUUCGCACUCGUUUGGAGUUGCUCAAAAUCAAUCUCAAACGUGUAUAUGCCAUCCAACGUCCUGCCAAGCAUGUUGUCUCUCUUCUGGUACACUCCCACUAUGCUGCUGAAAUUCUUAAGAUCUGUGAAAAGGACGAACUUUAUCCCAUCACUGAUUUCAAUCCUAUCUUUGGUAAAAAUCUGGGCGAUCCCAUCUUUUGA